ACCAACUCAUCUGCUCCAACACAGCCCCCAUGACCAGGAGGGGCUUGGCACUUACCCCCGUGGGAGGCAAAACACAGUUCCACUGCCUUCAGACACGCCUUCCCAUUCAAUGGGCAUGGGGCUGCCAGAGCUUCCGUUGGUUCUGUCAGCCCCAGGUGUGUGCAUGGGCUGAUGGAGAGGCCGAGCCCUUCUAUGGUGCAGGUGUGGUGAGGGAGCAGGGGUGUGUCUGGCAGUCAGGGCAUUUAUCAAGCAGCGUGUUGGGAUCCAGGUUCUGAUCAACCCCACUGGAACUCUCCCGACAGGAGGAAUCCAGUUGCCUUGGGCCCCUUGUGCAGUGGCAGGAUGAAUCUGUCUGGGGAGCAGGAUGUGCAGCAGGAAAGCUUGCAGCUCUCUGCACGCUGACCUAAGAGCAACUGGAUGUCACACUUCACAGUGUUAGCUGGCUGGGGAGAGGGUUGCAAACCUGGCCAGGUGCAUGAUGAGGAUUUUUUUUUAAACGUUCCUUGUGCCAUUAAGUACUGGGACCAGCAGCCAGUGCAACAGGGACGUAAGGGGCAUCAGAUUAGAUGGCGCAUUGAUCUGAUCCAGCUUAGCAAGGACAGAGGAUGCUGGGCACAUGGGCCCACUAGUCUCUUCUGGUACAGCACCUUCCACCUUCAUAGUGGUCUUCCCAAAUUCCUUCCCGCACUCGCAUGUCCCCUGAGCUGAACUCCUCGCCUUAAGUAGGCUUUCUUUCACCAGACGCAGUGGUUUUCCCAUUUUCUCUCCAUUAUUUCUGGGCUCCCUUAGACUGAUGCUGGAGCCUUGAAGAGCAUUCCCAGCUGUGGCUGGGCGCUGGCUCUCCGGGAGGCAGCCUUGGGGGGUAGCCAUGGCAGGGGGAAGUGGGUGAGAUGUACUAGAUAACUAUGCCGUGCCCCAUAAGCGACAAAAGGGAUCACACUUCUUCCCUGUCUGGGGGAUCAUGCAAUCUGCAGAGGGGAGUGAGCUAGAUGGGGGCGCCCAGAGUAUGCCCACUGCGUGUGAAGAGGAAGUGCCCAAUGUAGUAACAGGUGAAACUGGCAAGGGCCACACUAGGGCUGCUCCUGCUGAUUGGGCAGAAAAUCCUGCAGUCUCUGGGAGGAGGGAAUUGCUUAUGCUCAGACCCUCCAGCUGUCCCUUGAUCCAUCCUCGGGGCUGAAAAGCCAUUGGUGUAUAGGGAUAAAGCAGGGCCGGGUCUCUGCAGAAAGCAGACAUGGCUGGAGCAGUGCCUAAAGGACACCAGCAGCACAGUGAGAGUUGCUGGGAGCUACCAAACCUCACUGACCACCACCAGGCACCAUGAUGACGAGCAGCGGUCCCUCAGACAGGUAUAAAGCCGUCUGGUUAAUCUUCUUCACACUCGGCCUGGGGACACUGCUGCCAUGGAAUUUCUUCAUGACAGCCACCAGGUAUUUCACCAACCGCCUUGGGGAUCCCCAGAACGUUUCCUCCCUGGAGCCCCUCGCUGGGCUGAACAGCACAGACAAGGGCCAGGAGCCUCCCCCCACCUACCUGCAGGCCAGGUUCAACAAUUUCAUGACGCUCUGUGCCAUGCUACCCCUGCUCAUCUUCACCUGCCUCAACUCCUUCCUCCACCAGAGGGUACCCCAGAAAGUCCGUGUCCUGGGCAGCCUGGUUGCCAUCCUGCUGGUCUUCAUGAUGACGGCUGCCUUGGUAAAGAUUCCCCUGGAGCCCCUCCCCUUCUUCGUCAUCACUGUGGUCAAGAUCAUCCUCAUCAAUUCCUUUGGUGCCAUCCUCCAGGGCAGCCUCUUUGGAUUGGCAGGGCUGCUGCCUGUCAGCUACACAGCCCCUAUCAUGAGCGGGCAGGGCAUGGCAGGGACCUUCGCAGCUCUGGCCAUGAUCUGCGCUAUCGCCAGUGGCUCAUUGCUGGAAGACAGCGCCUUCGGCUACUUCAUCACAGCCUGCGUGGUGAUCCUGCUGGCCAUCGGCUCCUACAUCCUGCUGCCCCAUCUGGACUUCUUCCGUUACCACUUGAUGAAGGACAAGAAUGAGUAUCGGGUCCACGAGAGGCAUGCUGAGCUGGAGACCAGGAUCGACCUGAUCAAGAAAGACGAGCCCAAUGGGGUGGAACAGAGGUACCCGAACAACACAGCCCCCCAAGUUCCCAGCCAGAAGCCCUCCGUCUUCAGCAUCUUUAAGAAGAUCUGGGGCAUGGCUCUGUCAGUCUGCUUCGUCUUCACUGUCACCAUUGGGGUCUUCCCGGCAGUCACUGCCGAGGUGAAGUCCACGAUCGCCGGAAGCAGCAAGUGGGAGAUGUACUUCAUCCCUGUCUCCUGUUUCCUGAUGUUUAAUAUCUUCGACUGGCUGGGACGGAGCCUCACAGCUGUCUGCUUGUGGCCUGGGAAAGACAGCUGGCUCCUGCCCUUCAUGGUGGCUGCCCGUAUGGUCUUCAUCCCCCUCUUCAUGCUAUGCAACGUGCAGCCCCGCAGCCACAUACCCGUUUUCUUUCACCAUGACGCCUGGUACAUCAGCUUCAUCAUCCUCUUCUCCAUCUCCAACGGCUACCUGGCCAGCCUCUGCAUGUGCUUCGGGCCCAAGAAGGUGCCCGCCCAUGAAGCCGAGACGGCCGGAGCCGUCAUGGCCUUUUUCCUCUCGCUGGGCCUGGCGCUGGGAGCCAUGUCCUCCUUCCUCUUCCGGACAGUGAUCUAGCGGGGCGGCAGCAUGGACACUGAGGCCGUGCUUGGUUCAGCUUCUCAUCCUCCCGGCCAGCGCGUAGAGGUUACGGUGCUGCGGGGGACAUCUCCUGUGUACUGCUAUGAACUCUCACUGCCUUAACAGACCUUAUGCCCUCUGACCUGGGGAGCAACCUCCACCUACCCUGAGGAUGGCUUGGGGCUCCCAUGGCUGGGCCACUUUGCCCUAUCCCCAGCUUGUGUGAUGGCUCCAGGACCUGUGUGCCCACCAUACUGUGUGUGACCCCUGCAUCCUAUGCAUGCACAGAUCUCCCCCUGCCCAGUGUUGUGUGUCUCCCUCCCCCCACACAGAUGCCAGGAUCCUGCCUCGAAUUCAUAUCACACCCGCCAAGUCUGGGGUCUUUUGCUCAAAAGAAAAGAGAGUGCCUGGGGUCACUGCCCCCUUGGGGGCUGCUUGUGACUGGCUCUCACCAUCCACCCUCCUCUCAAGGGGUCCCUGGAGCGUUCACCCUUGUCCAGUUUCUCUCCCCCUCCCCUAGCAAGGGAAAUGCCCCAGGCCUGGCUGAGUGAAGGGGAGUCCUGCCGAUUGCACUCCCUCCCCCUCUGCCCUAUAUACGUGUGUGCCCCCCAUCUCUAUAGCUGCUGAGCCUCUCAGCCAUUCAUGGCUUUAUUCCUCCCCCUCCCUCCUGGGAGCUAGGGAAGGGUCAUGAUCCCAUACUCCAGAUGGGGAACUGGGGCAGGGCUGUCUUGAGUGCCAGUCAGCUGCCUUAAUUACUGCACUGGCUUCUUCUCCUUCUGCCCUGGCCUUUCCGCUGCUCCUGCCUUCCCUCUAGGUGACACUCACCCCAGCUGAUUGCACUGCCCCAGACUUUGAUCUGCCCCCUGCAGCAGUCCCCGCCUUCCCCAGCAGGAGGCGCUGACGGAAUGGAGCAGGGAUGCUGGCUGGGGGAGCGCAGAGAGUGAGAAGGCCAGUGCAGGACAGCACUGCCACGAGCCACUCCAUGCUCCGUGAGGCCUUGCCUGGCUGGGUACUCUUUGGUGCAAGUGGGGGCUUGGCCCGUUUGUCUCUGUAAAUGUAGCUGUACAGUUGCCUUUUUCUAUACAAAGAGUGAACAUGC
Messenger RNA from Dermochelys coriacea (leatherback sea turtle), 3790 nucleotides. It is a transcript of the gene SLC29A1, whose product is annotated as solute carrier family 29 member 1 (Augustine blood group). Gene Ontology annotation, molecular function: nucleoside transmembrane transporter activity. The transcript is spliced from 13 exons. The coding region runs from base 1318 to 2688 and encodes 456 amino acids. Lineage: Eukaryota; Metazoa; Chordata; Testudines; Dermochelyidae. Gene Ontology annotation, biological process: uridine transmembrane transport; nucleoside transmembrane transport. The record is from RefSeq and is a predicted model, not a curated record. Gene Ontology annotation, cellular component: plasma membrane.